This is a messenger RNA of Belonocnema kinseyi, 360 nucleotides long. RefSeq lists its product as uncharacterized. Bases 4 to 360 code for a protein of 118 amino acids. The transcript is spliced from 3 exons. The record is from RefSeq and is a predicted model, not a curated record. NCBI's taxonomy places the organism in Eukaryota, Metazoa, Arthropoda, Insecta, Hymenoptera, Cynipidae.
AAAAUGGAAAAUUUUGGAAAAAUCGCAGAGUUCAUUAAACAACAGCUAGCUACAAGUAAUAGUGAAUCUCGUAAUGAGUUAAUUUCUGGUCUCUUGGAAACUCUACGAGAAAUUAACCAGGAAAAAUUUGUUAUGCAACUCGUCUACAAAGGCGUCAUCAGUGAUUUGAUAAAAAAUAUCGAACCUGAAAAUAAAAGGGAUGGUCUAAAAUGUUUAGAAAUAAUUGUUAAAGCAGAUUCUUUUUACACAAACAACCUCACUGAUGAAGCAAUAUUGGGUAUUACAAAAUUACGGCUUAUAGAGUCUGCAGAAGAAGCAGCAACAGCUGUAAACAUCCUCAAUACAAUCGUAACGAAGUAA